This is a messenger RNA of Aspergillus glaucus CBS 516.65, 669 nucleotides long. RefSeq lists its product as uncharacterized. NCBI's taxonomy places the organism in Eukaryota, Fungi, Ascomycota, Eurotiomycetes, Eurotiales, Aspergillaceae. The transcript has 3 exons. The annotation marks the transcript as partial. The record is from RefSeq and is a predicted model, not a curated record.
CGGCGCUCGCUGCAUCCUUCGGCUAUUGGGAAAAUUAUCUCCUCACUGCCCAGCGUGGAACGGUUGGCGUUGGAAUUAAACACACCCAAGGCUAAACGGGCAGAAAUACAAAAUGAACAUAGACUAUCCCUUGCAAAUGCAUUGGAGUCACCAUCAUUGAGUAAUUUGCGGACAUUGAAUAUCUACAUUGAACAAGGCAUUCCAGGCAACCACAACUUCAAGAACCAGCCCGACGACCCCAAUUAUCCAGAUGGAGAUGUAUUGAAUGUUGCCAUUCGUAAAUUGGCAGAAAAUACACAUUUGACAAAUCGGAAUCUCACUGGGUGCAUGUUAAAAGGAGCAUUUAUCACUUACGGUGGUCGAUGGUACUACACCAGCAAUCCCACCGAUAUCGAAGCGGAUUACGGGCAUUCUCGGGAUGAUUCAGGCGAUGAAGAUUCUGACUCAAACUCUUCCUUCAAUUCUGAAUUCCAGGAUUCCCUGCCUAAAGGCAGAGAAUCUCUUUUAAAUGGUGACGAACCCCACUAUAUGUGGAGAGCACAGCCGGAUCCGCAAAUGUUCGAUCCUCUUAUGAAGACAAUGGCUACUGUGGUACUCCGGAUGCCCCGACUGCGAAAUUUCUUGUUCUCGAUCGGGAUGGGCUGUAUGGAGGAUUGUGGUAUUGUAUUC